Molecule: messenger RNA, 947 nt
Organism: Apis cerana (Asiatic honeybee)
Lineage: Eukaryota; Metazoa; Arthropoda; Insecta; Hymenoptera; Apidae
Gene: Mrm2
Product: Mitochondrial rRNA methyltransferase 2
Biological process (GO): RNA methylation
Cellular component (GO): mitochondrion
Molecular function (GO): rRNA (uridine-2'-O-ribose)-methyltransferase activity
Source: RefSeq, a predicted model, not a curated record
AUGAAUUAUUCAAGAAUAUUUUUGAUAAUAAGGAAUUUACAUACUUAUUCUACAUUAUUUCGAGAAACACCACAAAAUUUAAAAGGAAAGAAGCAUAGUUCACAAUUAUGGCUUACAAGACAAAUACAAGAUCCUUAUGUGGAAUUGGCUAAACGAGAAAAUUAUAGAUGUAGAAGUGCAUAUAAAUUGUUAGAAAUUAAUGAAAGAUUUAAAAUAUUAGAACCAGGGAAAAUUGUAAUUGAUUGUGGAGCUGCUCCUGGUAGUUGGACUCAAGUUGCUGUUAAAUUCACAAAUGCAAAUGCUAAACAAAAAAGUGCUAUUGGAACUGUUUUAGGAAUAGAUAAACAACCAAUUUAUCCUAUUGAAGGUGCAACUUUAUUAAAUGGUAUGGAUUUUAUGGCUGCAACAUCUCAAAAUGAAAUCUUGAACAUCUUAAAUGGUCGAAAAGUGAAUGUAUUUUUAUCAGAUAUGGCACCAAAUGCAUCUGGUAUAAGAGAUUUAGAUCAUGAAAAUAUAAUGCAACUUGUAUAUAGUGCUUUAAAAUUUGCUUUACAAAUUAUUCAUAUAAAUGGAAUAUUUGUUUGUAAAGUAUGGGAUGGUAAGAAAUCUUUGCAAUUGGAGAAAGAUCUGACAAGAUUUUUUAAACAUGUAAAAAAUAUAAGACCAAAAGCAACAAGAAAUGAGUCUACUGAGAAGUUUCUUAUUGCUCGGGAAUUCAAAGGGAUAAAAAAUACAUCCAGUAAUGCAACGUAACAUGCAAUUUCUUUAACAAUUAAGUUAUGUACAAUAAAAAAUUACAAUUACAACGUAACAUGCAGUUUCUUUAACAAUUAAGUUAUGUACAAUAAAAAAUGCUUAAUGAAUAAAAUGAUUUGUAACAUAAUCGCUUAUCAUGCCUGGACAGGUUGUAAAUAAUAAUAAAGCAUGAUAUUUUGGCGCAAAAUCAA